AUGUACCUAAUCACAGUAUUUGGAAACCUGCUCAUCAUCCUGGCCACCAUCUCUGACUCCCACCUCCACACCCCCAUGUACUUCUUCCUCUCCAACUUAUCCUUUGUAGAUAUCGGUUUCACCUCUACCACCAUCCCAAAGAUGCUAUGGAACAUCCACACCCAGAGCCAAGUUAUAACCUAUGAAGCCUGCAUCUUCCAGAUGCAUUUUUUUACACUCUUUAUAGAAUUGGACAUCUUCCUCCUGACCUUGAUGGCCUAUGACCGCUUCGUGGCCAUCUGUCACCCCCUGCACUACACGGUUCUCAUGAAUCCCCGGAUCUGCAGACUGAUGGUGCUGGUGUCCUGGAUCAUCAUUGUCUCCUUAUUUUAUUGUACAGGUUUAGGAGUGUACCUUAGCUCUGCUGCUACCCACAGCUUACACUCAAGUAUAACAGCCUCAGUGAUGUACACUGUGGUCACACCCAUGCUGAACCCCUUCAUCUACAGUCUGAGAAAUAAAGAUUUAAAGACGGGUCUGAAAAUGCUCUUUGGAAAGGAAAAUAUAAAAGUGUCUAUUGUCCUAGGGCUUGAGAAGUGCCUGUGA
Rangifer tarandus platyrhynchus (Svalbard reindeer) is the source of this 585-nucleotide messenger RNA. NCBI's taxonomy places the organism in Eukaryota, Metazoa, Chordata, Mammalia, Artiodactyla, Cervidae. The record is from the annotation of a GenBank genome assembly.